Messenger RNA from Phoenix dactylifera (date palm), 1954 nucleotides. Its product is annotated as B-box zinc finger protein 20-like. Gene Ontology annotation, molecular function: zinc ion binding. Gene Ontology annotation, cellular component: nucleus. Lineage: Eukaryota; Viridiplantae; Streptophyta; Magnoliopsida; Arecales; Arecaceae. Gene Ontology annotation, biological process: regulation of DNA-templated transcription; photomorphogenesis. The record is from RefSeq and is a predicted model, not a curated record.
UUUGACAUUAUGUUUCCUCGACCGAUAAGAAAGCUGGUGAGGUAGUUCCCAUACACGGCAUACACCACUCGACCAUGCACACCACCAAUUACAGCCACUCAUUUCUGUAAAUUUUAUUCAACAAACGUCUCUCUCGUAUCUCGAUGCAUUACUAUAAAAAUCAACAAUUAUAAUUGGCCAGGUGUAGGAGAUAAUUUCUCGGUUACAUCAGCCCAGCAAUCUUUUUCUUCUCUUUCUGAUUCAAAUGCCAACUCUCUUUUUCCAAGUGAGUCGAUCAACAAUGGUCCACACACACCUCAUUAGAAAAGAAGAUAAGCUUUUUCUCCUCUCUUAUUAGUUACUAGGAAGGCGACCCUCCAACCGUCGGCCCCGGUAGAGUUGAAAGCCGAGCAUAUGCAUUACCAAUGCGGUAACGAGUUUUAACCGUUAUAUUAGUCGUCGGCAGGCUAUUGUCAGUUUCAGAGCAUAAUUUCACUCAUUCAGUGGAUUCUCCGCGGAGUGAGAGGGUUGUCCGAGCCCUCCUCUUUUUUACCACUCUCGUCUCGCUUUGACCUCUUGCUGCUUGGUUAGAUUUGCUCAAAAAGCAAUCAAAUCGGAUCGUUUAUUUUAUUCCACCCGCCCGAAGGUCGUCCUCCCGAUAUAAUAAGCAGCCUUCUCCUCCCCUUUCCCCAUCCUUCACAAUCACGUAUGUAGCUCUCACCCUCCUCUUUCUUCCCUCUAUCCACUACGAGCAAAGAGGAAUAGAAGAAGAAGAAGAAGAAGCACGGAGCAAGAGAAUUAGAGAUGAAGAUACAGUGCGACGUCUGCGCCGCAGAGGCUGCGUCGGUCUUCUGCUGCGCCGACGAGGCCGCCCUCUGCGACGCCUGCGAUCGCCGGAUCCACAGCGCCAACAAGCUCGCCGGGAAGCACCGCCGCCUCUCCCUCCUCCAUCCCACGCCCUCCUCUUCUUCGCCGCGGGCCCCCCCGCUCUGUGAUAUCUGCCAGGAGAAGAGAGGAUUUCUCUUCUGCCAGGAGGACAGAGCCAUCCUCUGCAGGGACUGUGACGUCCCCAUCCACACCGCCAAUGACCUCACCAUGAAUCACACAAGGUUCCUCCUCACCGGCGUCCGGCUUUCACCCGCCCCUCUCCCAUCUGCCCCACCGCCGGAGGCAGAGCUUGUGGAUAAUAAGAGCAACGACAAAGACGUCAAGAUCGAGAACUGCAGCAACAAGAGUCAUGACAAUCUUGUAGUCGUAGCAGCGGAGGAGGAGGCCGCGUGCAGCAGCAGCACAACCACCAGGGCCGCCGCCGUGGACGGCAGCAAUAGCAGCAGUAUCUCGGAGUAUUUGAUAAAAACGCUGCCCGGAUGGCACGUGGAGGAUUUUCUGACUGACGACGACAACGCCACCGCCGCCGAUGCCGAUGCCGAUGCCGAUGCUUUCUCUCAGGUAAACGGGGAUUUGUUACGAGGCGGCGGCGAGGGACUGCCCGUUUGGGUUCCUCAGGCGAAGUAUCCGGUUGUGGAAUACCGGGCGGGGCACUGGUUCCAGGGAUUUGUUGGGUCGAAGGCUAGCCGGCAGCGGGGGAGCGAAGGGUCCUUGAGGGUGCCCCAGAUGCACGGCAAUAAGAGAUACAGGACUGCCGUCCGGUACUCGUGAAGGGAUUUGCGCGCUCAUUGGAACGCCCCCCGGGGCUUGUGGAGGGGUUUUCUUGCCGUUUUUUCCCCCUUUCCAUUCCACUGAACGAUUUGCGAUGUCGGAAGCUUGCUCUCUCUUUUUGUUUUUUCGCUUUUCUUUCAUCUCCGUGAUACUUUUUUUUCUCCGUGAUACUUUUUUUUCCUCCUCGUGCUUAGAGAAAGAAACAAAGGAAAACAGAGCUGUAAUUCAUAACGGGGUGUAUGCUUAGCUACUAAAUAAUCGAAGGAUUGUGGAAGAAAUAAUGCUUGUUUACUUAAGGGGUACUUAACAAUUCGGU